AUGAACCGCUUUGUAGCAGAUCAAUAUGUUUUCAUGAUUGAAACACAGCGCGAUCUCUGGAAAUCUCGAACAGAACAUGCCGCUCUUUGCAUUGCUCGAGGAGACGUUUAUCUAGGCCUGCUUGCAGUCUCCGCCUGUCUUUUUCUACUACAUUACUCACUCUACCUUGCAAAGCGGCUGUGGACAAAGUCUGAAAAUGACGACGAAAGCCCCCCCGUUUUUGCUCAGUUUUAUACACCAAUCGCGUAUGAUGUCGCCCAAAUCGUUUUUGCGACUGCUUCGUUCGCUAUCAGUGUAGCUAUCCUUCCUCAGGGCGGUAGUUGGAAGAGGUCGCUGCUUCUCGGGUAUGCAACCGUACUGUACAUUGGGAGAUUUGCCGGGAAUAGCUCAACCCAAAGUCGUAUAUUCCGCCAUGUAAACACAAUUAUCGUGGUGACCGCACUUCUUGCUGUUAUACAAACAUUUGUGCCGGUAUUCAUCGUCGGAGCAACCUAUCGUCCCGGCACACUCGAAUCUGCACUGUUUGGGUGCUUGUUUGCGACAAUCCUAAUMCCUGCCAUAUCUCCACGCCCACAACGGACUUUAUACAGCGAAGAUGAAAGCAAUGAAAAUCUUAGCUUUACCUACAAGGCAUCCUUGGAGGAAACAUGCUCCCUCUUCUCCUACUACUGGUCUUAUGAAUGGAUUACAUGGCUGAUUAUUCGCGGCCUUCGAAAUGAAUUGACCAUAGAAGAUUUGCCCAUUCUACCCUCUUACGAUGCACCCAUAAAGUGGUUCAAAGGAUAUCAAAAGCAGCGUCGUCCAGGUAGCAACACAUUUUUUACGUUGUGUCGACUGUUGAAAAAAGAUAUUCAGAAGAUGAUCUUUUGGGCGGCGCUGCUGGCAUUCGGUGAAUUUCUUGCGCCGUCCGCUCUCAUGAGACUUUUGGGAUAUCUUCAGGAUCCCGCGAAUGCUAUAGUUCACCCACUUGUAUGGAUUGCACUGUUAUUUUUUGGUCCGGCUAUCCGCACCUUGUGUAGUCAGCGGUAUAUCUUCGUUGCCACAAGACUUUUGGUCAGAGUCAACAUGACCCUCGUGCAAGAGAUAUACCAUACUGCGAUCCGAUCUCAUAUCUAUGAUUCCACGGUUGCUGAAAGAAAAGUGAAUCAUGGUGGAAGUGUAGUGGAUAAAGAAUUAUCCAAAGGAAGACAGGCCGAUAUUACAACACUGAUGUCCUCCGACGUGCAGGCUAUCUACAAUGCACGUGAAGUCUUUUUCGUACCCGUGGUCGUUCCUAUCACUGUUAUCAUUGCCGUCAUCUACUUGUACCGCUUGCUUGGAUGGCCUUCCUUGUUCGGUGUGGCUACUUUAUUCCUUCUCUCGCCAUUGCCGACUCUGGCAUCACGACGUGUAUCUCGCAUCCAAAGAAGCGUUAUGCAAGCUACCGAUGCCAGAAUAUCCAAAAUCACGGAAUAUCUUGGCUCGAUACGGACGCUCAAAUACUUUGGAUGGGAACCCGCAAUGGAGAAAGAGGUGGAUGUCCUGCGUCAAGUAGAACAGAGUCGGGUGUGGAAACGAAACUUGACAGCUGCAAUUAUUUCGUUAGCGGGAGACCUAUUACCAAUGAUGAGCCUGCUCAUCUCGUUUUCUGCUGUAGUUCUUCUUACAAAAAACAGUCUAGACGCACCAAAAGCAUUUACAGCAUUGUCGAUCAUGGAGAUACUCCGGAACCAAUGCCUAUGGGUGUCGAAUAUUGUUCGUAACGCCUCGACAAGUCUUGAGUCAUUGCGUCGUCUUGAUCGAUUCUUUGAUUCUGCGGUCGAGGUUAAGCGUCAUCCGCAAGGACCCCCAGCGUUUCACAAUGCCACUUUUCGCAGGACUCCGGUGGCAGCGUUCAGGCUGCAAGAUAUCAAUGUGGCAUUUACCGAGUCUGCGUUGAAUGUGGUGACUGGUCCGACCGGCUCUGGUAAGACUUCUCUGCUUCUAUCACUCAUUGGCGAAACCAUACUCGAGUCGGGCGUAGCGACCUGCCCAAGAGAUGUAGCAUAUGUUCCUCAGACAGCCUGGCUACAGAACGAUACAGUCCGACAAAAUAUUUUGUUCUAUAGCGAAUUUGAUAAAACUCGAUACGAAAACGUUGUCGCGGCAUGUGGCCUCCUCCAGGAUCUUCAACAACUUCCAGAAGGUGAUUUAACUGUUGUCGGGGAACGAGGGACCAGUCUUUCUGGUGGACAAAAACAACGAGUAUCAUUAGCAAGAGCUAUCUAUUCUCAGGCUACCACGCUAUUGCUGGAUGAUGUAUUUUCAGCCCUUGACACACAUACUACGGCCUGGGUAUAUGACCAAUGUUUCCGCAAGGGAAUUCUUGCCGGAAGAACGGUUAUACUCGUCACGCACUUGCCCUCAGCUCUGGAAGAUGCUCAGACUAUUGUGCAUAUCGAAAAUGGCACUAUUACUUCAGUUCAAACAAACGAGGACAGUCGAUUGGCAUCUUCUGGUACGAGCACAAUCUCGAAUGAACUGACAGUCGUAGAAUCAUCGGGUGCUGUCACUCCUCUGAACAACGGCGAGGCGGAAGCAAACAAAAAGACUGACGACGAAGAGUCUACUGAUAACGACCCAUCGGAACGGAAAGUAUCCUCCCGGUUGGUGGCAGAGCAAUCUUCCAAAGGCCGAAUUCCACGAAAUAUAGCAUUUCAAUAUUUGUUCAAUUUUGGCGGUUUCAGCUUCGUCAUCUUAGCCAUGGUGUCUACUUUAGCUGUGCAGAUAGCAUACUUCUCCGUUACAUACUGGCUCUCCAUUUGGGCAGACGCAUAUGAUCGCAGCGAUUCGAUACCCAAUGUCGGCUACUACCUCUCCAUCUAUGCAGCUACAAUCUUGAUAUACUUGGCGCUUCAAUUCGGCAACGUCGUUAUCUUUCAAGCAGGCGGUUGGAACGCAGCCCGAAAGAUGCACCGGAGACUCCUUCACGCCAUCCUGCACGCCCCCGUAUCAUGGUUUGACCAGAACCCCGUUGGACGCGCAAUGAACCGAUUCGGAAACGACGUACGAUCAAUGGACGCAGUGUUGCCAGAAUACCUCAACAAGCUGAUUGACAAUUGCCUUCGGUUUCUAUUUCGUGUUGCCAGUAUCGCAUCCGUGAUGCCAAUCUUUAUAAUCCCAGCAUGCAUUGUCUGUAGCAUCGGACUACUGAUUGGUGAAAUGUAUACCCGCACGCAGAUUCAAGUGAAACGUUUGUCCUCCGUCAAUGCGUCGCCGGUUUUUAUUCAUUUCAUCGAUUCUAUUGCCGGAUUGAGCGUUAUUCGUGCCCGGGGUGGCAUGGAUGAGAAGUUCUUUUCGCUCCUGUCGGAGAAAGUUGGCGUUCACGCUCGGGCUAUGGAAGCACAACUCAAUUCGAAUCGAUGGGUUGCCGUUCGAUUAGAUCUAUGCGCUGCAACUGUUACCGCAACUGUCGGGCUUCUUGCGUGGAAAGUGGGAGGUGAUCCCGGUCUUGUUGGUUUCUCAUUGUCUCAUGCUGUAGGUCUUGGGCAGACGAUCUUGACCUUGGUCCGAACGAUGAAUGACUUGGAGGUCGAACUCAUUUCGUUUCAACGAGUAAAGGAAUACGCAGAGAUUCAACAAGAAGAGCAAGAAGAACCCUUGGCCAUUGCGAGUAAACGGGAUCAAGUACCCGCCCACUGGCCAAAUGCAGGACAAGUCGAAUUUUCCAACGUCACAGCAAAAUACCACGACGGCCCCAAUAUUCUCCAAAACAUAAACUUCACCAUCAAUCCCGGUGAACGUGUCGGCAUCGUAGGUCGUACAGGAAGCGGUAAAAGCACGUUAGGGCUCACAUUACUCCGAUUUACGGAACUUGUCUCUGGCCGAGUUGCGAUAGACGGGAUCGACAUAAGCAAAAUCCCACUCAAUCGUCUGCGUACCAGCAUUGCGUUGAUCCCUCAGGAUCCGGUUCUGUUUUCGGGGGAUGUGCAAUCGAAUCUUGAUCCGUUUGGAGAGCUUGGUGAGACGGAGUUGCAGGCUGCGUUGUCGGCUUGUUGUACUUCCAUUGAGGUUGCUGCAUCCAAUGCUACCCCUGAUGACGGGAAUGGAAACACGCCUCGAAGCCUGAGACUAGAUACCCCCGUCGCAGCAAACGGGGAGAAUUUCAGCCAGGGUCAAAGACAGGUUCUGGGCCUUGCCCGCGCGGUUAGUCGAAGAGCCAAAGUAGUGCUUCUCGACGAGGCCACGGCUUCAGUCGAUAGGGAGACGGAUGAGCAUAUACAGCGUUUGAUUCGAACAGAGUUUCCGGAGUCGACGAUCAUUGCGAUUGCGCAUCGGUUGCGGACGAUUGUGGAUUACGAUCGGGUGAUUGUCAUGGGAGGUGGAGAGAUUCUUGAGAUGGGCUCGCCGGCCGAAUUGAUUAGUCUAGAUGGCAUAUUUUGUGAUAUGCUGCAAAAGACGGGAGAGUAUGAGGAGCUCGUCCAGUUGAUACGAAAUGAAGUCUAA
This is a messenger RNA of Talaromyces amestolkiae, 4464 nucleotides long. RefSeq lists its product as uncharacterized. Bases 1 to 4464 code for a protein of 1487 amino acids. NCBI's taxonomy places the organism in Eukaryota, Fungi, Ascomycota, Eurotiomycetes, Eurotiales, Trichocomaceae. Gene Ontology annotation, cellular component: membrane; fungal-type vacuole. The record is from RefSeq and is a predicted model, not a curated record. Gene Ontology annotation, molecular function: ATP hydrolysis activity; ATP binding; ABC-type peptide transporter activity. The transcript is spliced from 4 exons. Gene Ontology annotation, biological process: transmembrane transport.